Molecule: messenger RNA, 495 nt
Organism: Suillus plorans
Lineage: Eukaryota; Fungi; Basidiomycota; Agaricomycetes; Boletales; Suillaceae
Exons: 1
Coding region: 239-451 (70 amino acids)
Source: RefSeq, a predicted model, not a curated record
CCACACCACAGCGCUCGCCGUCGACAUGCUCACGUGUACACUCGUGAAGAAGUUAACAUCGCUGUCGAGACUGCACAGGAUCUUGAAGCAUCUUUCGCAUGGGCACCUCCGCUCUCGACUGAGCCUCGUGAUGCAGAUCAUCUUUUGCUGGUCCAGAGAGAAUCUCGCCUGAUGACAUUGCUGCUGAAUUUUGUAGCUCUCGAGGAGUCGAAGAAGCCUGAAAAAGCUCGGGACAUUAAUGAAGUCAAAUUGCUGGAAGAAAAUGCUUUUGAUUUUGCAUAGUUCACAGAUAGCCUAUAGUUUUACCCCUUCCACUAUAUACAUCCCUCAGCCUUGGGUGAUGUAUAUGUCGUCCCGCUCGAAUCCAUAUAUAUGGUUUCAGUGGCCCGUGUGCAUUGCUAGGAUAGCAGAGCGUUUAGUAAGAACGCAUGUUAGUGCAUGUACUUUUUGACUUCAUCGAAAGACCACUGACCUGCUACCUGAAUAAGAUCUGGU